Porites evermanni is the source of this 10703-nucleotide messenger RNA. The record is from the annotation of a GenBank genome assembly. Lineage: Eukaryota; Metazoa; Cnidaria; Anthozoa; Scleractinia; Poritidae.
AUGAGCUCUUUUACGGGAAAAUUCCGGGAGUAUCCUGCAAUCUCUGCAGACAAUUUUGAGAAAGAGAAUCUUGAUAGUGUGGCAUUUUUUCUUUCUCAUUGUCACAAAGGUAUAAAGCUUAUUCGUCUUUACUAAAAUAAAUGCACCGGUAAAGAUUUCCGCACAUUGUACAGUUUGCGUGCUGCAUCAUUAGUAACCUUAAAUGGGGGCCUGUACGGAAAUCUUUACCCUUGGGGCACAGAUUGUGUGAAACAAACAAACAAACAAGCAGAAAUUGACAAACCUCGUAGGGAGACGUUAUUGUCUACUACUUUAAUUUGUUUCUUUUAUUUUGCAUAAUCUGUGUUCUUACAUAAAGUAUUUUUUGCUUGCAUGUCCUUAUCUUCACUGUGAUUGGUCAAUACACAAUCAACAUUCCCGAAAAUUUUCAGAUGUUCAUGGUUUUCUGAGUUUGACAGUAAGAUCUCACCAAAUAUGACAUUUAUGUGGUUCUGUAUAAACAUUGGAAAGUAGGUGAAAAGGAUUGUGGUGAAAUUAUGGCAAAGUUUUCUUGUUUGUAUUUCACUCAGAUCAUAUGUCUGGAUUGGAUUCUUCGGCUUUCCAUGACAGACUGAUGACAAGGUAAGAGAAAUCUUAGUGGAUGGUGAUUUUCCAUCUGCAAGGUGUAGAUAUUAGAUUUGAAAAUAAUGCAAUGCAGUUUGUUGUUUUGGAUAACUAGUAACUUUUGAUUAAAGCAUUUUCCACUUUCCUGUGGAAGAAAAUUGAAAUAUGUUCCGAUAUCUUGCAUCUUUAAAAAGUCAUUGGAUUUGUGCUCAGGCCAAAAAUAUUUGCUUUCUUUGUUCACCAAGGUAACUUACAUACUGAAGGUCCUCUAGGAUCAUAACCCAUCAACAUUUUAAAGUAAAUUAAAAAUGUAAUUUAAAUUUCUGUUAAAGUAACAUCUCAAACUGUAAAUAACAAAAUACUUUAUUUUAAUGUUAAAUAUUCUUUUUCUCUCACCAGCAAAACUGUGUUUGUUUAUUGUUCUGAAACAACCCAAAAUCUGUUAAUGUGCAACCCAGCAUACAGUCACCUGAAGGAUUAUAUUGUUAGUAAAAUAAUAUUUCAUCGUCCUUUCUUUCCCAUGGAAUGAGCAUUAUAAUAGGCGUGAAUAGUCAGGAGUCGUGUCAUGUCAUGUCAUAAUUCCAGUGACUGGAUCAAAGUCAGUCAGAUUCAAUUUCCAUCAUUGACAGACAAUUUAGGCAGCCUUCUGUUUUUUAAGUUGUUUGGCAAACUUUGUUUCUUACAUAGUAAACUUGUUUGUUUGGAGUAAGUCAUUUGUAUUUUUUAUGACCAGACUGUCCUGUAUACAGCACAAGUAUAUACAUGUAGCACUGUUUAUAGCGGAAAGAGCACUUAGCUUACCUAGCUAGUUUACAGGCACACCGCUCAAAUAAUUCUCAAAUAAAUAAUCCAAAUAAAGCAUAAAAGUUAACUGAGGGUUUGAACUCAUUACGACCGGGAACAAAUCCAGCAAGUGGCAGAGCAGCACACAAACCCAGGAAUGCCGGAUUGUGGGUCCUACAUGCUGACCACUCAGCCAGUCUCUGCCUCCUUGUUUUAUAAUAUUGGCUGAACAAUAACAAAAUAUCAUCUUUUUUUUCUCUAAAUGUAGCGUAGUAUACCUUUGGAGCAACAGACCAUUAUUCCACUCUUUGAUGAGAAGACUGAAGAGGUGUGUUAAGACUUCUGGUCAUUUUUAAAUUCUGUUAUGUAUUAUAAUGUUUGAUUUUUUUGUGUGUUUGAUUAUAAUUUCCACAGCAAAAUUCAAUUUGUGUAACACUCCUCCCUGCUGGUCAUUGUGUUGGUUCCGUCAUGUAAGUAUUCUAUAACAGUAUUUAUGUGUGACUGUAAAUGUAACUCAGGGAAGGUUAAACAUAAGCAUUAAGGUAAUGCUGGCCAGCAGUCUCCUUUGCUAUUUGUAUAUGGGGUGGUCGUAGGGCGUCACAAGGGCCAUGCUCCCAUUUAAGUCAAAUCAUUUUCCUCAUGUUGCCCUUCCCUAGCAGUUGGUAAAGCCCCCCCACCCCCUCCCAGCCUUCCCAUCCCUCUGUCACUGUACACUGUAAAAGUGCCUGAUAGUUGACCUUCACUCUGUUGUUAUGGUUACUGCCUUCUUGCAUCUCCUUUAACUUGUUUGGGCAUCUUAUCCACAUCUAUCUAUUUCUAUUAGUGAUUUGUCUCAAAGAACGUUGUAAUAAAUUCAAACCUUGGUUAUCUGGAUAAUGAUACCAAUAAUAGGUAAUUACUCUUGAUGAAGUUAUGUUGCCAUGGAAAUUUGGCUGAAAAGCAGCACAUGUGUUAAAAGUGACAAACGGCGUUUAAUUGAAUUAUGAUUGGCUUAGAGCUGUUUCCUUGCUAAUUGCAUAGUGCCUGACAUGAAUCUCUAAUGCAUUAAAACGAGAUGCAACUGGUGAGUUAAAUUACAUGUUGAGGAGGUACUGUUUAACUUUAUUGUCUGGAUUUGUCUUUGAUUAUGAUGUCCAUAGGUUCUUAUUUGAAGGCCAACAUGGGAGCGUCCUUUACACAGGUAAGAGAGGUUGAGAAAAAGAGUCUGCAGUUACCAGCUCUCUCUAGGACAGAUACCAUUGUUUGGAAGAUACUGCAUGUAGCUUUCCAUCUAAGAAAGAUUUCCGCCUUAUAGAGAGUCGAUUGCAACGGCUGAAGAACUACUGGAAAUUGCGGUCGUUUCGCCCGAAGGGGGCCGCUAGGACUUCAGACGAUUCGCCCGAAGAUAUGCAACACCCUUCAACAUGGUGAACCUUGGGUUUCACAUGUGCAGUCAUUGUCUUUCCAUGCUUAUUCCUUUUCCUCAGGCUUAAAGAACAACAAAUACACAUCGGACGAAUCGACUUAGUCUGGGCGAACUGCCAUCGGGUGAAACGAUCUGAUACCGCUACUGGGAUCAAUACUCCAUGUCCCCUUUAGGGAGUUGUCCGCCAUAAAGGCAGAUAGAGACACCUGUAGGGACAUAGAAAAACGACUUUUGAACGGCAGGGAGCUACCGUUUUCGAGUUGUCCAUUUGACGUCUGUUAGAAGAGAGUUAGUUGACUGUGCAUGUGAUAAUGACGCAUGGAGGGGAAAAGCAUUGAACUAACAGGAUCAACUUCUUACGAACCGCGAAAAACAAACAAACAGCAUCAUCAGUUAUUGUGAUGGAGACAAAUAAAUGGUAGUUAGAUAGACAGGAAAUGUUGAAAGAGUCCUUGGAAAAAUUAGACAAAGACGUCAUGAAUUUAUUCACGUACUCAUUAAACUUUAUACAGCCUUCUUUCGAGUUUGUGUCGCAAGAUCAAGGCUUUAAACAGAAAAAUAAAAAAUUGCCAAACUCGCACCAGAACAAACGAAAAACAGGCAACAUGUGAGUUAUUCUACAGGUUAUGGUUCAGGAAGAAGACGAGUUACUCAGCUCAUAUUCCUUUGCUUUGGUUAUUUACAGGUGACUUUCGUUUAGCAAAAGGUGAUGUGAAGAGGAUAUCCUUUUUUCAUGUUAAUGGCAGGUUUGUUCGUUACCUAAACCCCUUUUUUUGCCACUGAGAUACGAAGCUGUGUAAUACACCACGUUAUCCCAAAUGUUCAUUGGUUUGGGAUGCAAGUAUGUCAAGUAUUUAUUCAAACGAAGAUCAUUUCUAAUUUUAUCGUAUUAAAUUUAACUACGGAUUGGAAAAAGGCUUUGUCUCAGGUUAUCUUGUAGUUGGUUUGAAAGUCAAGAACUUGCCUUUUAAUUUGGAGUUUCAGCCAUGCACAGAAUUGAAUCCGGCAUGAGUGACCGUUCGAGUGGUGACAUAUCACCUUAAUUUUUGCCCCCUCGGUUAUUUCACAAAAUAUGUUUCGGGAUGAUAAAAAUGUUAUUGUAGAACAUUGUUUUUCUUAUAAACAUGCCUGCAACAAUUUAUUGAACUUUGAUGUUUACUUUCAAUUUCAGUAUAAAGGAUAUCAAGAGCAUCUACAUUGACACAACAUUUUGCCUGCCAAAGAUGAAGUCACUUCCCAGUCGGGUUUGUAUGUGUGUUUGCUUUAUCACACACAUUUAACUGAACGGGGCUUUGAAUUUCCUAAGCUGAUCACGGGUGACAGUUUAUAAAGUUUAUUUCCUUUUUUNUUCAGUAUAAAGGAUAUCAAGAGCAUCUACAUUGACACAACAUUUUGCCUGCCAAAGAUGAAGUCACUUCCCAGUCGGGUUUGUAUGUGUGUUUGCUUUAUCACACACAUUUAACUGAACGGGGCUUUGAAUUUCCUAAGCUGAUCACGGGUGACAGUUUAUAAAGUUUAUUUCCUUUUUUUGUGUGUCUCUAGGAACAAAGCCGAGAUGCUAUCAUUGAACUGAUAGAUAGGUGAGUGAGCUGGCACUGUUUACAGACAUUUCGCCACUAACCAAGUCGCUACCAAGAACGGACGACUCGCUACCAACGAAUGACUGAAAUGAUUGACACAGUUAAAUACCUAGGAUUGCGUUGCAGUUUCUCAGAAACAUGAUCCCCAAGAGACGGUUAAGAAAAAAUUUAUGUUCUUGAAAGUUAUGUAUACUUGGGACUUUUUAAAACAGUGAAGCGUUCUAUUCUUGGCGACGAGGUGACGGCGGCCAUAUCGCAGGCACUGAUCCUUUAGUUAUCCAUCUUGUACGGUCCUGAAUAUAGUUACUUCGGAAAGGAUAUUUCACUUUUGAGCCAGGGAAUAAAGUAAACGGCACCUGAACUUUACUUGCCCAGACCCUAUUUCUCUGAUUUUAAUAAGUUGAACCUCGCUCGAUUUCACAUUUAAGCUCAACACUUUAUAUCUUGUCUCUGUUUUAUUUACGCGAGAAAAAUUUAGGUGCCUGUACACGCUCGUAAAAUUACGCGACAGUGGAAAUCCACCCUUAGGAAUAAAAAUAUCUUGGUUGUUGAAAAAAUAUGUAUACAGAAUUGGUGCACAUUUUGUACUUCAUACUAAAGAGCAUGCACCAAAAAGUGGAUUAUUUCGGUCCCUUCCUUACUACUAUGCUACUGUACAAGACUAGUACCAAGUGAAGUAGCUAUUUAUGUGAUUUCCAGACUGGUGGUGGAUUGGGGUGCUCAAGGGGACAUGGGAUGGGACAUGACGUCACUGAUUUUUCCCGCUUCCCUUCCGAUGUGUUCCCGGGCGAUUCUCCCGCACAAAAACUCAAAGUCUUUUCGGUACAAACUCAAGCAGUGAAAUUGAAGUAAACUGCACAAAAAAUACGAUCACUUAAAUAAUAGUCUGCGCGUGAACAAGAAAACCAUUUUGGGUGAAUAUUCUUCGAUCUUUUAGCGAAGCACAUGGAACCAUCUACACCUCGGCCGAAUAAACUUGUAUCGAAGCGACAUAGUACAAGUCUGCCUCUAUACCUGGGGAGUUUGUCAAAUAUACCUGUAAACCUCUUCAUAGGUGGUUUUCACGUGGUCCAGAACAUGUCGUGAGCCUACUAUGCAAAGGAAUGUACGGAUAUGAGUAUCUACUCAAAGAGGUAGCCAUGAAGUAUAAAAUGAAGGUUAGUUUCUUACAGAGCUUCUUGCUUCUUAAAGUCCCACUUGCUGCUUGGCUAGUAUGGUAAAAAAAUUACUAAAACAGACAGUUUUUUUGGUUGAAGGUGUCAACUGCGUCAUUAAGGCAAACUGGCCGCCUGUAAGGGAUUCUUAAGCUGAUUCGCCGAAGGCUUGUUCUUUGUCAGCGCAAAUUGAUUAAGCGUGUCUGGCCACUGGAACUGGAACCGAAAUGAGUCCCGCAAGGGUUUCUGGGAUGGUUACGGGUGACGCAUCGGUCAGCUAUUGGCCAAUUUUUUUUCUCUGUCCCUCGUGACAGUCCCAGAAGUCUUUGCAGGAGUCAACUCGGUCCAGUUUCCGUUAGACUGUUAGCAGACUCCUUCUAGUUGUCCCAAUAGUUACCGAAGUAGCGCGCGUAACAUACCCGCGAAAGGCGAAUGGGGCGACGCGCGUAACACACCCCGCGUUGUUUUGCGGACGUGCUUGCUGGGAUAACAACUUGACGGAUUUCAAUUAUCGCUAGAUCCACGUAAGUGCUGAAAGACUGGCCAUGUACAGGUAUCUUCCAGACAUGACACCUUACUUCACCACUGAAGGCCGAUCCACUAGGAUUCACGCCUGCAGUUGGCAGGUUGGUAGUUUCUGUUAAUAGUUAUACACAUGUUUAUCAGUAUGUCAUGAAAGUUAGGUUCUGGUCAUGUUCACACGUAGCGUGCGAUCUUGCUCUCGCUACAUGUGAUCUCUGUAUGUCUUUCGUGUAAGGCAAAAAUAUUUACGGAAUUUUAUUGAGUAGCGAGGAAAAGGCCAGUCAAGCGUAAGAAAUCAAAACUGCAAACAUUUUUUAGGUUUCCUCGUUUUUCAAGAAAAGAAUUGUUAUUGGUUAGUACUCAAUUCGAAUCAAAGUGUUCACGUUUUUUUCACCCCUUCUUCCCCCGUCCCCCCUCCCGCACCCAUUCAUUUUAUAUCCCUUGUGUGGGCACUCAUCAUGGGUCUAAGUGUCCUGUUCGUGUCUUUCCCUUUUGGGUAUUAGUCCAUUCUUUACCUUUUUUACCACUUUUUUGUAUCAUGUAUGUAUAUUUCAUUUAGUUUAAUCGCGCCCAAUGAAUAACGUAUGGAAUAUCAAAUAUGGAAUAACACCUGUUAGGUACUAUGAUUUUUGUAGUCUAAGCGACACUGUGAAUCAGAUCUCCCCUGUGGAGUAACAACACAGCCUUCCCUUAAGAUGAAAGUGCUACGAAUAAAGCCAACAACCAUGUGGAUUGCACGUGACAAAGGACCAAUGCCAGCUGACUUCAAAAGGUGAAAUUGAAAAUUCUACGCAGAGCAUUGCAAACUUGAUCCAGUUUCCGUGCAACCUACAAUUGGCCAAGGAAGUUAGCGUCACGGAGUUUUGUGUUAUUUUUCGCGCGUGACAUUUUUUGACCUUAGAUGUAGCCGAUCACGUUUCGAACACGUGAUCAUGUGACACUUUGAACGGAGUAGUUUUUCGAUUUAGAGAAUUGUAAUUUUGUUGAAGGCACGUGUAUCGGUUUAGAAGCCCGUUACUUUUGUGGAACCCUAUCGUUUUUGGCAAGUGUAUCGGAAUAGAAGCCCGUUACUGUAGAGAUCUAUUGGUUUCGAAUAAAAUCUAUCAUAGUUAGCGAUGGCUUGCGCUUGCAAAUUUAGAAUUGCCAGUGAUCAGGGACCUUAAGAUACACCGUUCAUGUCAGCCUGUGGGUACCAAUAUGGGAACAUAAUUCCCACGUAUUUACAGCUAUUUCGAGAAAGGUUGUCGGAAAAAGUGCACGCGACAAUCCCGAAAUGUAUUGUGGGUGGUUUUGAGUUCACUGUUCUUCAUAGAAAUUUUGAAAGAAUGGCACGAGAGGCCAUGGACUAUGUUUUCGAGUGUUAAAGCGAAGCAGCAAAGGUAGGUUCGACAGCUACAGUCGUCAGAAACAGUGUAGUGAUCAUAUCCCAUAUUGCCUUUCAGGAUUGUCGCGUGCACUUUUUUCCGACAACCUUUCUCGAAAUAGCUGUAUAUUAAAAGGGGACAAUGUUUACCCAUUAAAUGUCGUAUUUGGAUGAUCACUUUAGCCGGUCUUGUCGUUUCUUCUGGGAAACAAGUAAUCUACCCUUAUUUACGGCUAUCAGUACGGGUCAGAGUUUUAGUUACCCGUACGUGUACACGAAAACCGUCUUUAAUACCCUCCACCCUGCUGUAACUUCUAUGUUUGAAGAGUAAUUUCUUUGUCCCUACAGAUAUGACAAGGGCAAAAGACUGUGGAGGGUAGUUCAUUCGAUGCAUGCUUCAAUGGAAGAGGUAUACAUACGCUUUUGUACCUGCCUAUUUUUUUCUCCGUCCUUUGUUUUACCAGAACUAAUAAACAUGAACCAACAUGGGCAAACAAAUGUUUUCGUAUCAUGCAAUAGAUCUCUUACGCGAUAUUCCUCAGCACCUGAAAGACCUCAUUUUCCUUUUCCAAAGAAAUAAAACGUUAUUUGCUGUCAGAACAAUCCCUGAAAGUAACCUGAAUAGAAAUUUCAUUAUUAACUAUAACUUAAUUAUGCUGUUAGUUCUUCUCCCCUUGUCUCUCUCUUUUUUUUUACUAAACGAAUUGUAUUAGGGGCUAACUUGAAAACCUCACUGUUCCUUUAGCCUCUAGGCUCCAAAUAAUUAAUUACUAUUCCCUGUUAUCCCAUUGUAAAUUUGUAAUGUAUAUAACCUUUUUCUUGUAAUAAUUCAAAGUGUCUAUUUUUCCCAGAUACAGGAUCUAGUAGGUUACCUUAAACCCUACCAUGUCUAUCCCAAUGUACCACCAGCGGGACUGGAAACAUUGGAGGACGCCUUUGAAAGGUACAAUACCCUGGCAAAUGACCUGGAUUAAAAACCUUAGCAAUUCCUGGGGGAAGAAGCAAAACUUGCCUUUUUUAAUUUAGCACUUGAACGUGUCUCUUGAUGUAAAGGUAAAGAGUCCUUAUUUUACGUCGGUAGCUCGAAAUAGUCAUCUGACUAACAAACCUGAGGCCAAUGGUGAGCACAAAAACAUGUUUAUCGUGUGACGCGGGAUGAGGAGAAAGAAUAAUCUGUGUCUCAGAUAGCAGUCAAACUGAACCCACUAUACUAGGUGUCGCUCUGGCGAUGAACUGCAGAGGGACCGAUGGCUAGUGGAGCCAUUUACUAGGUGUGCCAUGCGUUCCGCUAGGAUAAGGAAAAUCAAAAGCGACCGUUAUGGUGAUGGAUGUUUUCUGCAGUUUUUCAUUUUCCCUUUUUGUUUUCCCAUACACUUAAAAACAGCUAACAGCCUCAAAAGUAAACCAGAUUUGUAGAUUCAUGCAAGAUUCUGAUCUAGUUUGCUCCAUCUUUUAAUAUUCAACAGACUCAGGGCACUCACUCGCCUUCAUGAGUGCGACUCUUGCAACCAAGAUGAAUCAGGCGAAGAACGCUUUCAUGAAAAGGCUGCUUGUCACGACGCCGAGGAAAAGAAAAAACGUGAAAAGACAGAAGGGUCAAUAAAACUGUUGCAGGUCACUAAACAAGUCCCUGACGAGAGAGGUAAGUGAUUUUCCAAAUAAGAAAACUGGCGAGAAAACCAGGAAUUUCUCUGGGAAUUUUGAGAUCUUCGAUCUUCUGAUUCGAAUUGAGGUUUAGAACCCGAGGAUAGCAAGGAAGGACUAAAGAACUUCAACUAACUUCGUUCCCAGGGGACCAAAAGACUUAAAACCUCAGAAACGAGGUUGGACUUAAACUUCCGGUCCUGUAUGCCAAGACUUUCUGUAGUGUCGGAUUUUGAAUGAGGAAGAUUUUCUUUGGUACAGAUUCCACAGAAUCCGGUAACAUUUUUUAAUGGUAUAAAGUUUCACGUUAGUUGCGUUCGACCAAAAGAGAACGCAACCUGAUACUGUCUUAACUUCAAUGUUGAAUAUCGAUGCCAGGUGGCCUCCCCCAAAAAACAUUUGCAGAGGCAGCUUCGAUCAUGUGCCACUAUCGCCUUGGAACGAGUUUUUAAACGAGCCGAUGGGGAUCGAGAUCGAGUCAGUGUUGUUUUGCGAACGUUUACUGGCCCCAUAACUUCCCAGGUUAAGUUUUAGGUAUCUCUACAGUGUUGAUUUCUGUUAUGUUGUUUAGAAAAUUUGGGGAUGCUAGAAGAAAUAACUUCCAAGGUUAAGUUUUAGGUAUCUCUACAGUGUUGAUUUCUGUUAUGUUGUUUAGAAAAUUUGGGGAUGCUAGAAGAAAUAGACAUAAAAUUCUAUUCCAUCAGCACCAAGUGGAGUGAAUUUCAUAAUCUAAGGUUAAUCAAAGAUGAGGACUAGCAACUGUUCCCAGCUGCCAUAUGGCUGUGCUCUUUCGUGCGAUAUAUAGUUUAUGUAGUGGGUUCCCUACGCCACAUGUUUUUGGUAAUAGUAUCUGCCUCAGAAUAAUUAACAUAACUAAUCAUACAAAUAUCCUUUCUUUUCAAUUUACAGUUCUUGAACAGUGCAAAGAACUUGGAAUUGACGAGGAUGAGAACAUUGCACCAGUUCGAAAAAGACGUAAAGCCAAAGCAACCAACGUAAUUUUAGAGGAGAAGGCAUCCACACCGUUACGACAAGCAACAGAGUCUGUAUUCAGUAUAGAUUGCACAGAAUUGCCAGGUGUUUGCAGCAGUAUGCCGGUGAGGUCAACGAAUAAUCUGGCUACGAUGAAGGGUGAUCAAAUUGACAGCAGCAAAGUCCGGGACGGUGUGACUGAAAGAAGUCCUAUUUUUCGUGACACGACUACGGGAUACCUUGAGUCAAGCAACACGUGUGACUCAGUGCCACUCCCUCUGUUGCGUGACAACUGCAAAGAACGUUGUGAUAACGAUGGGGAUAGCCAAAAACAACGUACACAGUUGGAUGAGGCGGCAUUAAACAAGUGUAGAACUGUGAUGAGGGAAGAUGAUCAGGACAAUAUCAUCCAAGAUAUGACUAGUGAAGAAUGGAAAUUUGCUGCCCAGUCAAAAGCUAAAGCACCUGACUCAGAAAGCUUCAGGAACGAGGUUGAACGCACGAUGGAAGGAAAGAAUAGUGGUCUCUCUGAAAAUAAUGAUGAUAAUUCUACUGAUCUAAAUGCAAGUCAGCCGAGAAAAGAACUUCGUAAAAAAUCUAAUCCGGACAGCGUUGAUGAAAUACCAAAACAGACAAUAAGUGUCUUAGCGGAAAGUUUUAUUAUUGACAAAAAUACC